AUGUCUUUCUCUCAGCAAGACCACGACAUGACGCCUACACCGCAAUCACCUACCCCUAUCCUCACCAGCCUCCAGUUCCCGACCCACAGUCAUCAGACCACUCUGUGUAUCGGUGUGCUUGCGCACCUGGACCUGCUCUCGCGCGAGAUAACGCAGAUGCGCAACUUUAUCCACAUGGGAUACAACCGCCUCAACGACGCCAGCCCCGACGGCGGAGAGCUACUGGCAAAGGUCGAGAGUGCGCGGCUCGAGGCAAGGAUGCAUAAUAAGUUCCAUGUCACGGAACUUGUGGAGCCGUUUCAGAUACUGCCAAUGUCGAGUGGGGAGUAUCCUAAGGGUGUGCCGUGUCUUGGUGAGCAUCUGAAGUCGAUGAGUCGUGAGUGGUCUCCCCUUUUAUUUAUAGUUGAGGAUACGUCUUGGAGAGGAGCUGAAAGAGGUCUUGUGUGGGUGUUAGAUAAGGAAAUAGACUGGUUGCUUGAUCUUUAUGAGCUGCCGUUUGUGCCGAGUAUGUUCUUGGGCGAGAAGAAGAUCGUGUAUUUGAACUUCCUGGGAGCGAAUAGAGUUGUCAUGUAUCGUAUUUUGGAUUAG
Messenger RNA from Morchella importuna, 588 nucleotides. RefSeq lists its product as uncharacterized. The transcript has 2 exons. The record is from RefSeq and is a predicted model, not a curated record. Lineage: Eukaryota; Fungi; Ascomycota; Pezizomycetes; Pezizales; Morchellaceae. Bases 1 to 588 code for a protein of 195 amino acids.